AUGCAGCUCACCACCCUUACCUCCCUCGCUCUCUUGUCGCUUGGCGUGAGUGCCGGCACAGUCAACAAGCGGAACGGCGAGGGCGUCCACCUCGCCAACUGCUACCAGAACUCGCCGCUCGGCCAGGUUCCAUUCUCCCAAUUCAUCUACUAUGCAGAUGAUGCCCAAGCCAGCCAAAACGUCGUCCCCUCAAGCAACAAUCAGUGCCGCGUAAACACCCCCGGACAAGGUGGCUUCAAGACGUGGGAGGGCUCUCUCAUCAGUUGCUCGUUCCCGACCAACACCUACUUCACGUCCAACAUCCAGAGCGGGGCUGGAAGCUACAGUAUCGGGCAAUAUGCCGGAUCCGGCCAGAGCAGCUACCAUAACUUCAACUGCUAUCGCGACAACAACCACCAGCUGUACAACGAUGGCACAUACACCUGCUGGAGCGUUUACUACUGCCUUAACGUAAGUUUCUUCAAGUUGAUGUUGGCACGACAUGCUAAUUGCUGGCAAUAG
Parathielavia appendiculata is the source of this 501-nucleotide messenger RNA. RefSeq lists its product as uncharacterized. The record is from RefSeq and is a predicted model, not a curated record. Lineage: Eukaryota; Fungi; Ascomycota; Sordariomycetes; Sordariales; Chaetomiaceae. The coding region runs from base 1 to 501 and encodes 166 amino acids. The transcript has 2 exons.